AUGGCUUCCCAAGACCCCUUUGUGAGACGUGUACCGGACUACGAUGCCACAAGAACUAUCAGCAACUCUGGUUCGACGAGCCCCAAGAAUAAGGAUGGCGAUGCAGGGAGCCCCAAGUUCGCUUUGAGUCGACGAGGGCAGCUGGCGUUUUUCACGCUCGCUGUUCUCACUCUCAUGGCUGCGUUGGAUGGCACGUCUCUCUCAGUUGCUCUUCCAAUCAUCGCCGACACACUUCAUGGAACAGCGAUUGAAGCCUUUUGGGCUGGAACCUCGUUCCUACUCUCGUCGACAGUCUUUCAGCCAAGUUUUGCUUCACUGUCGAAUAUCUUCGGUCGUCGUCCCCUUGUUCUUAUUGCCCUUUUGUUCUUCUGUGUGGGUGCGAUUAUUGCCGCUAUAGGCAAUAAUUUCACAUACAUGCUCGUCGGCCGGACAAUCCAAGGCAUUGGCGGAGGCGGUAUUAUCGCCCUGAGCGAGAUCAUUGUGACUGAUUUGGUCCCUUUGCGGGACCGAGGUCGAUACUUUGGCAUCAUCAGUGCCAUGUGGAGCAUUGGCUCGGUGACAGGGCCAAUUUUGGGUGGUGGAUUUGCAGAGAAAGUGUCUUGGCGCUGGAUCUUCUAUAUCAAUCUACCCUUUGUGGGUGUUGGAGCCGUGUUCGUGAUAUACUUCUUGAAUCUAAAGAUCUUGCCAUCUUCGUUGGCCGAAAAGCUUCGUCGUAUCGAUUAUAUCGGCACAUUCAUCUUUGUCGGCAGCAUCUCCUCCUUUCUCAUCCCGUUGACAUGGGGGGGUGUAUCAUACCCUUGGUCUUCGUGGCAUACCCUGGUCCCACUGUGUAUCGGGGCUGCUGGUCUACUCGUCUUCGCCUUUUACGAAGCCCGCUUCGCCAGGGAUCCAAUCAUUCCGCCUAUGAUCUUUCAGAAUCGCACCGCGACAGUCUCCUUCAUAGGGAGUAUCCUGCAAGGUCUCAUUCUAUGGUGCACUCUAUACUACCUGCCACUGUACUAUGAGGCAGUAAAGGAGUACAGUCCCAUCCUCUCAGGCGUCGCUCUCUUCCCAGAGACUUUCACUGUGGCUCCCAGUGCAGUUGUCGCAGGCAUCUUGAUUACCCACACAGGGAAUUAUCGAUCGGUGAUUUGGGCUGGGUGGUUGAUCUCCACGAUUGGACUGGGACUAAUGUGCAUCAUCAAGCCCUCAACCAGUAUUGCGGGCUGGAUCCUACUCAACGUCGUCCCGGGAAUCGGUCUCGGUCUCCUCUUCCCCUCGCUCGGCUACGCUGUCCAAGCCUCAGCGGCCCCCGAGAAUCUCGCCAUCGCCGUCGCUAUGUUCAGCUUCUUCCGUGCCAUGGGUCAAGCGAUUGGUGUCGCUGUGGGAGGAGUCGUUUUCCAAAACCGCAUGCGGCAAAAUCUGCUGGGAUACGCCAAUCUGGCGCCCAUGGCCGAUCAGUAUAGUCAGGAUGCGGCCGGCUUGGUUCAAGUCAUCAAGGCGAUGGCCGAGGGACCAGACAAGUCCAAUCUGAAAGAGGCUUACACCGACAGCCUGCGCAUUGUCUGGGCCGUGUGUUGCGCGGUGUCCUUUGUUGCUCUGGUGCUGAGUCUCUUCACCAAGUCUUACGAUCUUGACCAGGUGCUCGAUUCGGCUCAGGGUCUACGAGAAGGAGAGACUCAGCUGCCACGAGAGAAAGAUAUUGAGAUUUCUUUGGAUGAGACCAACCAGCGCACGCCCUGGGCGUAUUGA
Molecule: messenger RNA, 1731 nt
Organism: Penicillium diatomitis
Lineage: Eukaryota; Fungi; Ascomycota; Eurotiomycetes; Eurotiales; Aspergillaceae
Product: MDR family MFS transporter
Exons: 4
Coding region: 1-1731 (576 amino acids)
Biological process (GO): transmembrane transport
Molecular function (GO): transmembrane transporter activity
Source: RefSeq, a predicted model, not a curated record